Nasonia vitripennis (jewel wasp) is the source of this 12011-nucleotide messenger RNA. It is a transcript of the gene Cac, whose product is annotated as voltage-dependent calcium channel type A subunit alpha-1. The transcript is spliced from 36 exons. Gene Ontology annotation, biological process: calcium ion import across plasma membrane; chemical synaptic transmission. Gene Ontology annotation, cellular component: voltage-gated calcium channel complex; membrane. Lineage: Eukaryota; Metazoa; Arthropoda; Insecta; Hymenoptera; Pteromalidae. Gene Ontology annotation, molecular function: high voltage-gated calcium channel activity; calcium ion binding. The record is from RefSeq and is a predicted model, not a curated record. Bases 1212 to 7178 code for a protein of 1988 amino acids.
GCAGCGGAGAGGGAGAAGCCGAGAGCGCAGUCGAGCGACCGUCCGGCUCUGUGGUGGCGAGUGAGAGAGCGAGAGCGAGAGCACGAGUUCGAUGCUCGGUGUCGUAGGUAGAAGCAGCAGCAGCAGCAGCAGCAGCAGCAGCAGCAGCUAGAACGAAAGGGCUGAAAGAGAGGACACGAAAGUGCUCGAGAACAAGUGUCCAAAGUGUACCGUGUGCGCUGCUCUGCCGCCGAUGAAGGAGCUGCCGACUAGCAGCACGUCCACGUAAGCGACGGGGCGCGCGCGCGCGCGCCAGUCCCCCUCCGGACACGUAUACGCCAGUGCUACUCUCUACGCUCGAGUCGCCGCCGUCGCCGUAGUUUGGGAUUAUGCUAAGACGGAGGCCGUCGCUCUACAGCGGAGGUUGAGUUCUGCGGAAAAGCUGCCGCGAGUGGCCCGCGGCUUCGGCGCUUCCUCGCCGAGGAGGAAGAGGCGACGAAAAACAGAAGCAGAAGAGGAAGAAGUAGUUAGCAGGAGCGAGCGAAAGAGAGAGGGACGGGGGAGGAUAGCCGAGGAAGAAGCAGCAGAAGAGGGACGCCCUCGACGUCUCUCCGUCUGCGUGUCUAUGCGCGAGUGUGCGUCGGCAGCAGCCAGUAGAGAGGAGCUGGCCGUAGUAGCCCCAGAAGCAGAAGCAGAACAAGAAGACGAGGAGGAGGAGGAGGAGGAGGAAGAAGAAGAGAGAGGGAGAGAAAGUUUAGUUGAAGGAGGCCAUCUCUGUCUCUCUCUCUCUUUCCCGCAGCGAAUCGCCGUCGUCAACAACAACAGCAGCAGAAGCAGCAGAAGCAGCAGAAGCAGCAGAAGCAGCAGCGGCAGCAAGGAUCCUCGUCACAGCGUCGACGUCGUCUGCUCUACAUCAGUGUCUGUGUGCGUGAGUGUGCGCGCGUGUGCGGUGCCCACAUAACACACAGUGCGCGAGGCAAGCCGGAAGAGGAGAGGAGCCAGCGGAAGCAGCGGGUGUCACUGCACGGUGGAUCGCCAGCAGGGCAGAGGCUCGAACGCAUGUAGGAACAUGGCCUCAUCCAGCCCCUGCCUCCCACUAGAGGUUGGCAGCGCAACAGGCGGCACAAAGGGACUCUGGAUACACGAGUCAGUACAGGAGAAGGCAGAGGUGGACCGGAGUGAGCGGUCUCGGUGACUGGGUUGGCGUUGGAGGGGAGGUAUCAGGUCAAGCGAUGGCGCCAGGCCGGGAUCAGGGUGGAGGGACGGGGGACGGCGGGGGCAAGGGCCCCUCGUCCCUGUUCAUACUGAGCGAGGAUAACUGCAUAAGGAAGCACACGAGGUUCAUAAUCGAGUGGCCGCCCUUCGAAUACGCCGUCCUCCUCACCAUCAUCGCCAACUGCGUGGUUCUCGCCCUCGAGGAACAUCUGCCAUGCCACGACAAGACCACCCUCGCCAAGAAGCUCGAGACAACCGAGAUCUACUUCCUCGGCAUAUUCUGCGUCGAGGCGAGCCUCAAGAUCUUGGCCCUCGGCUUCGUCCUCCAUCGCGGCUCCUAUCUCCGCAACAUCUGGAACAUCAUGGAUUUCUUCGUCGUCGUCACCGGGUUCAUCACGGCGUUCCCGCAAGGCAUAAACCUGGAUAUGGAUCUGCGCACGUUGCGCGCGAUACGCGUGUUGCGACCGCUCAAACUAGUCUCCGGCAUACCAAGUCUCCAGGUGGUGCUCAAGUCGAUCAUCAAGGCGAUGGCUCCGCUCUUGCAGAUCGGCUUGCUCGUCCUGUUCGCCAUUGUGAUAUUCGCCAUCAUCGGCCUCGAGUUUUAUUCGGGGACCCUGCACAAGACGUGUUACAGCAUAGAGAAUGCCGAGCAAAUCGUUAAGGACGGCGAGCAGCCAAAUCCGUGCAACACGGACAACCAAGACGAGGCGCCGAUGGGUGCCCAUGUGUGCAACGCUAAUACCUCGAAGUGCUCCGAUCGCUGGGAGGGACCAAACAGCGGCAUCACCAGCUUCGACAACAUCGGCUUCGCCAUGCUCACCGUCUUCCAGUGCAUCACCAUGGAGGGCUGGACUGCCAUAUUGUACUGGACGAAUGACGCUCUUGGUAGUACGUUCAACUGGAUUUACUUUAUACCACUGAUCGUCAUCGGGUCUUUCUUCAUGCUGAACUUAGUUCUCGGUGUGUUGUCUGGAGAAUUUGCGAAGGAGAGGGAGAAGGUGGAGAACCGACAAACCUUUCUCAAAAUGCGAAGACACCAGCAGCUUGAGCGCGAGCUAAACGGCUACGUCGAGUGGAUCUGCAAAGCAGAGGAAGUUAUACUCGCGGAGGAGCGCACGACGGAGGAGGAAAAAAUGCACAUUAUGGAAGCGAGGAGAAGAGCGGCGGCGAAGAGAAAAAAGCUGAAAAAUCUCGGAAAGAGCAAGAGCACCGACACCGAGGAGGAGGACGCGGAGGACGAUCAGGAAGAUGAUGAUCCUCUUGUUUCAGAGCCUAAGAAAAAACUGAAAGGAUUCGGAAGAGCUUCCUACCUCAAGUCGAAGGUGAAGAACCAAGGCGCCUGCGCGGAAUUCUGGCGCAACGAGAAGAGGUUUCGCUUCUGGAUCAGGCACACGGUCAAGACGCAGUGGUUCUACUGGUUCGUCAUCAUCCUCGUGUUUUUCAAUACCGUCUGCGUAGCCGUCGAGCAUUACGGUCAGCCCGAAUGGCUCACAGAUUUUCUUUUUUACACCGAGUUCGUGUUCCUGGGCCUCUUCAUGUGCGAGAUGGUGAUAAAGAUGUACGCCCUCGGACCGCGCAUAUACUUCGAGUCGAGCUUCAACCGGUUCGACUGCGUCGUCAUCUCGGGCUCGAUAUUCGAGGUGAUCUGGUCGGCGGUCAAGUCCGGCUCAUUCGGCCUCUCCGUCCUACGUGCCCUUCGACUCCUGAGGAUUUUCAAAGUGACCAAGUACUGGUCGAGUUUGAGGAAUCUCGUCAUUUCCCUGCUCAACUCAAUGCGCAGCAUCAUUUCGCUCCUCUUCCUGCUCUUCCUCUUUAUUCUCAUAUUCGCCCUACUCGGCAUGCAGCUGUUCGGCGGUCAAUUCAACUUCGAGACAGGCACGCCGCCCACGAACUUCAACACCUUUCCCAUCGCACUUCUCACUGUCUUCCAAAUAUUGACUGGCGAAGAUUGGAACGAAGUCAUGUACCAAGGUAUCCAAUCUCAAGGUGGUCACAAAAAGGGCAUGAUCUAUUCCCUUUACUUCAUCGUCCUGGUGCUCUUCGGCAACUACACACUGCUAAACGUCUUCUUGGCUAUCGCCGUCGAUAAUUUGGCGAACGCUCAAGAACUGACAGCGGCCGAAGAGGAACAGGAGGAAGAAGACAAGGAGAAGCAGAUUCAGGAGCUCGAGAAAGAGAUGGAGUCCUUGCAAAAGCCCAGCGAUGGUAGCGCACCAAAGGUGGAAAUAAGUCCUCCAAGUCCAACGGCAAAUUUCAAAGGUGGCAAGGGCGGCAAGCAAGCGUCUGAAGAGAAGAAGCAAGACGAUGAAGAUGAUUCGGGACCAAAACCAAUGCUGCCAUACUCGUCUAUGUUUAUAUUGUCCCCUACAAACCCCGUGAGGAGAGGCGCGCACUGGGUCGUCAAUCUACGAUACUUUGAUUUCUUCAUUAUGGUCGUCAUCUCGUUAUCGAGUAUAGCGUUAGCAGCGGAGGAUCCGGUGAACGACUCGAAUCCCCGGAACACCAUACUGAACUACUUCGACUACGCGUUCACGGGUGUCUUCACCAUCGAGAUGAUCCUGAAGAUCAUCGAUCUCGGGGUGAUACUCCAUCCGGGCUCGUAUCUCCGCGAGUUCUGGAACUUCAUGGACGCUAUCGUAGUGGUGUGCGCCGCGGUCUCGUUCACUUUCGACAUGAUGAGCGGCGGUGAAGGUGGCGGUUCCGCGUCCAAGAACCUCUCGACUAUUAAAUCGCUGCGUGUGCUUCGAGUACUCAGACCCCUCAAGACUAUUAAACGAGUGCCGAAGCUCAAAGCGGUAUUCGAUUGUGUGGUGAACAGUUUGAAAAACGUCAUCAACAUUCUCAUAGUGUAUAUAUUGUUUCAAUUCAUCUUCGCUGUAAUUGCGGUGCAGCUAUUCAACGGCAAGUUCUUCUACUGCACAGACGAUAGCAAGUACACGAAAGAGGACUGCCAGGGCUGGUUUUUCCAAUUCGAAGAAGGCGAACUGCAUCCCGAAGCGAAAGAAAGAAAAUGGGAAUCGCAAUCCUUUCAUUACGACAACGUCAUGGUAGCGAUGCUGACGUUGUUCGCUGUACAGACGGGGGAGGGGUGGCCACAAGUCCUACAAAAUUCCAUGGCUGCCACUUACGAGAAUAAGGGUCCCAUACAAAAUUUUCGUAUUGAAAUGUCCAUAUUCUACAUAGUCUACUUCAUCGUCUUUCCAUUCUUCUUCGUCAACAUCUUCGUGGCCUUGAUUAUCAUCACUUUCCAGGAGCAAGGCGAAGCCGAGCUACAGGAUGGGGAAAUUGAUAAAAAUCAGAAAUCUUGUAUAGACUUUACGAUACAGGCUAGACCGCUUGAAAGGUACAUGCCAAAAGAGCGGAACAGCAUGAAGUACAAAAUUUGGAGGAUAGUCAUGUCGACGCCCUUCGAGUACUUCAUCAUGAUACUUAUCGUUCUUAAUACACUUUUACUCAUGAUGAAGUACCACAAGCAGAGCGACGUGUACAAGAACACACUAAAGUACAUGAACAUGUGCUUCACGGGGAUGUUCACCGUCGAGUGCAUUAUGAAGAUCGCCGCGUUCGGCGUCAGGUAUCACGACGCGCCGCCAGUUCUAUUGGACAGCUUGACCUACGUGAACUUGGUCGUCACCCUCCUUUUCUUCAUUGAGUGCAUCCUUAAACUCGUCGCCUUCGGAUGCAAGAACUUCUUCAAGGAUCCCUGGAACACGUUUGACUUUAUCACGGUCAUCGGUAGCAUCGUGGACGCGCUAGUCAUCGAAUUCGGGGAUAGCAUAGCACGUAUUUUUCAAAACGAGAAAGAGAACGUGCGACGGGAGAACUUCAUCAACGUCGGCUUCCUCAGGCUCUUUCGUGCGGCCAGGCUGAUCAAGCUGCUCAGACAAGGUUACACCAUACGGAUAUUACUUUGGACGUUCGUUCAAUCAUUUAAGGCUCUGCCUUACGUAUGUUUACUCAUAGCGAUGCUCUUCUUCAUUUACGCAAUCAUCGGCAUGCAGGUGUUCGGUAACAUCGCCUUGGUGGAGAAAAACUCGAUCAACAAGCACAAUAAUUUUCAGAGUUUUAUUCAAGGUCUGAUGUUACUAUUUCGAUGCGCGACGGGCGAGGCGUGGCCGAACAUCAUGCUGGCAUGCAUAGCGGACCAGCCGUGCGAUCCGCGCUCGAAGGAGACAGGCGACAAAUGCGGCUCGAACCUCGCCUACGCUUACUUCGUCAGCUUCAUCUUCUUCUGCUCAUUCCUCAUGCUCAAUCUCUUCGUCGCCGUCAUUAUGGACAACUUCGACUACCUGACGCGCGACUCGUCGAUUCUCGGCGCCCAUCAUCUCGACGAGUUCGUCAGGAUAUGGGCCGAGUACGAUCCCAACGCCACGGGUAAGAUCCACUACACCGAGAUGUACGACAUGCUGAAGAACAUGGAUCCGCCGCUGGGCUUCGGUAACAAGUGUCCGAAUAGGCUGGCCUACAAGAAACUGAUAAGAAUGAACAUGCCCGUCGAUGUGGACGGGAAGGUCAACUUUACCACGACGUUGUUCGCGCUUAUCAGGGAAAAUCUCAGCAUAAAGAUGAGAAACGCGGAUGAAAUGGACCAAGCCGACGAAGAACUGAGGGAUACCAUAAGAAACAUUUGGCCUCUACAGGCUAAGAAAUUGUUAGAUCUAUUGGUACCCAGGGCAGAAGCCGUGAAAAAAGAGAAGCUUACGGUGGGUAAGAUUUACGCCGGACUGCUGAUCCUUGAGAGUUGGAAGGCCACGAGAUUUGGCCAGAAGGAGUCGACUCAGAACGAUAACGAUCUUAUCGAUAACGAUAAUGCCGGGCAAAGUGCUGCGGCCACGGCGCGCUCGGCCUUCUUGGAGGCGUUGCUGGACGCGGCCGCGGUGAACCACGCGGGGAAUAACCACCAUCCGAGCAGUCGGACCAACAGCCUGGAACCACCGGGCGCACCCGACCACAAGGAGCAUCAUCACCUGCCCAGAGGCUCGCACGGCGACGAGGAGGAGGGUCCCCUCGGGAUAUUCGCGGCCGCCGAGCAGAGACGUCAGCGUAGCAUCAGGAACAAAAAGAUGGACCUGCAAGACGUCGUGAUCAGCGACUCGAGAGCCGGCAGUCUCGAGAGCCUCACCCACGCGGAGCGACUUCAUCCUCAUCACACAGCGACUCAUCCGGCGAGACAUUCCCGAUCGCCGAGUCUAAGCCGAAUUUGCCUCAGGUCGCCGUCACCUCGACAGCACAGGUACGACCAUCGGCAGCAGCAGUACCACGACGGCUUGGGCUUCAGCGAAACCGUCAACAACGUCGUCGAGAUCCAGAGGCACACGCAUCACGGCUACCCGCGCUACACUCACUCGAGGAGGAUAAGAGACUAUUACGACCACUGCGACUAUUACGACGAUGGUCCGUGGAGUGCCUCGACGUCUCCGGCGCGUUCACCGUCGCCGGUGCACCGAGACCACCUGGACCACCAGCACCACCAGCACCACCGCUACGGCACGACGUCGCUGGAGCAGCGCUCGCGCUCACCUUCGCCGAUGACGGCUAGACGCGGUGGCGGCGGCAUCGGUCCCGGCGGUCACCACCACUACCACCAUCAGCCCCACCAGCACAGCUAUCCGGUCCUGGUGACGAGGCGCACCGGGCGGCGACUGCCACCGACGCCCAACAAGCCCUCGACACUGCAACUCAAGGCUCCGGCGAACAUCAACUUUCCCAAGCUGAAUGCUUCGCCGACCCACGGGCCCCUGGCAGUGCAGGCGGCAGUGGCUGUGGCGGCGCAACAGCCCGGGGCUGUGGUGCCUCCACCCACGAACGGACUUGGCUCGCAGGCGAUGGCCGGAACCUGUCCGCUCAGCUUCGAGCAGGCCGUUGCCAUGGGAAGAGGCGGCAGAAUGCUGCCCAGCCCUGUGCCCAACGGUUACAAGCCACAGACAAAACAGCGAGCGCCGCGUUCCAGGCACUCGGACAGCGACGACGACGACUGGUGCUAGCCCCGGUGGCGCCCGGGACCACACUGCCAUCCGCGAGCGCCCUGCAACACCGAGUCAUCCUCAUCGUCCGUUUCGCUCUAAAGGCGGCGCCCGACCGACGUACACACACACACGCGCGCGCGCGCGCGCGAACACACCCUACACAAUUUCUUGAAAUGUGUAACAAAGAAACAAGAUAAAACAAAACGGAUAAAUAUAAUCACAAGCGCGCGAGUGCAGGCUCGGUUCGGAGGAACGAAGGCGGAGCCGGCGAUAUUCCCGCUCUUUUUUUCCUCUGCGGUAUAGACGUUAUGUAUGCAUUAUAUAUACAUAUAAAUAUAUAAUGAGUAUAAGUAUAAGGAUGUAGAGGGUCAGACAGUGUGAGAAGCAAAGAAAGCUGUUCAGCGUUAUAUAUACUUGAGGCUAAACUUGCGGAAAAAAUUAACAUUGAGAAAACCUCCGACGAGUUCUUUUUUCUAUGUAAACUGAGAGCGGGACUAGCUAAUUAAUCCUAGAAAAGAUUUUAUCACGAGCACGACCGGUUGUACAUACACAUACACGCUGAAGAGUUUUUUUUAUAUUUAAGGUGUAAACAAACAAAAAAAAAUGAAGGAGGAGUUUACGAGAAGAAGCGAUUAUUACAAUGUCGACGUAUUAUUAUUAGUAUUAUAUAUAUAGCGACGCAUCAACUCUUUCAUCGUAACCACUGUACGACACACAGUCGAGGUUUUUCAUAUUUUUUCCAUUUUCGCUGAACGAUAUAUAAGUAUAUAUUAUACACUUGUAAACACAACAAACACAUUGUCGACACAUACGAACAGACGAUAUAACACGUAAUUAAACACACAUACACACAAGUAUAUGAUAAAGUUAUAUGUAAAACAUACUCGGACACGGUGUCACCCCCUUUUUAUACGGAUUAUAAAGAUAAAAAUAAUAAUGAAGAAAGAAAGAAAAUAUCGCAAAAAACUCAUAUUGAUAUGAUGAAAGAAAGUAAAAAGAGUCGGGGAUGCGUCUCUGGUUAGCUUUUUAGGAGCCUAGUACGACUGCAAAUUUAGCGUUGCAUUUCUUGCGUUCCUUCCGAACUGCCAAAAUUAUCAAACCGUAUAAUAGAAGCGAGUCGAGAUAAAUAAGAGAAAAUAUACAGAUGUAAGAGCGAGAAAGAGCGUGUACGAGCAAGUCCACUGCAAGAGUAUAAAUGAUUUUAAAGAAAUAAUAUAUACGAAAGAAUCGAAAAAAAUAAAUAAACACAAAGAGAUACGACGGGUCGAGCCUUCGAACGGAGAAACCGACUGAUACACUAACAAACAGAAUAAAAAAUGAUAACAAAAUUAAAAAAUAGAUAAAAACCCAAGAGUCCACCUUGUAAUGCGAUCACACAAGCAGCCGCGCUGUAUAUGUAACUCAACUCGCGCGCAAGAGACCCGAGGAAAGUCUGAGAAAUAAUUAAAUAGAAAAUUAAUUAUAACUCGAGAAGAAAAAAAAAUAAAAUUUCCCAUCAUCGAGCAUAUGUACCGAGUUGUAGAUGCUAAUCGUAGAAGGCCGAUUUCGCGAUCUUCUUGCAGAAUAUAACAAACGAUAUAGGAGAGAUACCGGAAAUUAAACGAUUACGAGGAAGCAGAAUAAACCACACACCGAGCGCGAGUAUACAUUCGAAGCCAGAAUCGUGAUCGGCUGACGAGGAGCCAAACGAUACUUGGCGCCGUUUGAGAAAAAAAACACACUUUGUAUAUUGCUCAUUACCUAAUACCGAUUUUAUUGUUAUGCUUGCUAAAUAUUAUUGAAUGAGAAGAAAUUUAUUAAAUGUAACAUUGUAAUUAUAAUUGCGAUUAAUACUACCUGUUCAAUAUAGAGAAAGUAAGUGAUGAAAAAGAUGUUAUCCCGCGAGGACAAGAGUAUUAUUGAAAAUUGAAUGUUUCUUUUAUAAGCAGAUAUAUAUAGAUAAUAUGUGCAACUUUGUUUUAAUCCCGCGCGUUCGAGAGUCAGUUCGUUACUAUUACAGAGUUCAAACAGAUUGUAUCUAUAGUUUUUAAAUUUCUUUGCGUGAAUUGUAUUAUACUAUAUACAUAUAUUAUAUUUAUUAUUACGUUUGUUCUUAUGUGCGUGCAUAAUUUUUGCAAAAUGUAUUGUUUAUUACAUGAUAUCAUUUAGCAAUCGUUAUCAUUAUCCAAAUAUUAUUGAAUAAACAAUUGUUUUAGAAGUAUAAAAACAAAUUACGUUCGGGAGAUAUAUCCAAUUAUUUUUAUCUUCAUUGUUUCGUCCGAAAAAAGAGAAAAUAUAAAACAUAUUAUACAUCGCGCCAAACUGAAAUGCGUAAUAUUACAUUAUUAAUUAAUAAAUUCAAAUACAUUACAUAACUGCCAAUGUGUAUAGAGUGUUUGAAUGAUGAAACGACGUAUAUAAAAAAAAAUACAUGAGCAAGAACACGAGACACGAUCACAAAAUAUCCGCAUAAAAUAUACGUGAUAUAUAAUCGUACGGUUGCGUAUAAAUGGAUAUACAAGAUUAUAAUCGAAUAGAAAGACAAGGAAAAAUAAGCGUGUGUUAUUCGUGAAUUCAUUGAUCGAUAUAUCAUUCGUAAGUAGCGUUCAUAAAUAUAUAGAUCGAAAUACUAGAGCUUACUAUUCGCUUUCUUCCGACACUGUUCAUAAAUAUAUAUAAAUAUAUACGAGAUGUUUUCAUUCUCUUUUUGUUUCGUCGCCAAAAAUCUAUCAAUUAUUCUCCAAUUGUACUUAAAAAUCAAAUACUGUAGUUGCUCGCAUUUUGAUUGUUUUCGAUGAUACUAAACUCUGAUGUCUAUAGUAUAUUCUCGCGUUGACUCACAAAUAAUGGUUGUGCAAAUUCAUAUAAUUUUGUUCGAGUAUUAAAAACAAAAAAAAAAUAAAAAAAUUAACAAUCGUUGCAUUGCUAAAGUAUACUACGAUGUUGAGUACGUCGCAACAAAAUAUUCCUCAAAUCGUAUGCAACUAUUCAAAUGUCGGUGCACAAAAGUUAUCAGAACAGAAACUCACCACCGAUUUUCGAGAAUUUGUUGCGGCGUAUUCGUCAAAAACGUUUUAAAAAAAGUCAUAAAAAGCGACAAAAAUGUAAAAAAAAUCCGACGGAACCGAAAAGCCUCGAGAGGAUUUUGCGUCUUUUUAAUCGGGAUCGCGUGGUUUCUUCCCUUAAGUGCUUUAAAACAAAACUCAAUCGUAUAUCUCGUAUUGAAGUAUAUCGUCCGCGUUACUAGACCUUUAAAGAAAAGAGUGUGGCGCACCGGACGUCGUUAAUAUAAUUGAGACGCAGAAGAAUAACAAGGAUCGAAAGCAAGCGCGGGAAGAGGAAAGAAAGAUAUUCGUCUCCCUUUAAGGAACGAAAAAAUGAAGGAGAAAAUAACACAGAGAACAAAAGUACGCGUCUGCUAUAUGACUAUUGAUUAUGUAUUAAAUGAGAGAAGACCGCGAGAGUUAAAAAAAAAGUAUAUAAGGCAGUAGUAGGUUUAAUCGUCAUAAAUUAUAAUGUUUUUCUGUGAUAAAUCCGAGCAUAAUAAAUAUUUAAAAAAAUAAUAAUGAUAAAUAUGAUAAUGCUGAGGAUGAAUAAAAUCUUAGCGAAAAAAACAGUGGACUUGAUCCUGUCCGCGCGGACGUUUAUAAGUAUAUAAUUACAGCCCCGAAAUGUGUUUGUAUGCUGUCGAAAUUACGCGUCACACCUAUACCUGUUACAGAUAUAGAUUUACGAAUGAUGAGAGUAUAUAAAAUAUAUAAAUAUUAAAGAGUAAACCGGGAGCGAGAGUAUGAAAGAGUACGAACGUUGCUAUGACAAAAAAAUUUAUUCGUUACAUAAUAAAUAUACAUUAUAUUACAUUAACUAUUUAGAAGCCGUGUGUCGAUGAACGACAAGAACAAAGCGAAAUUUGAACAGAUGAAAUAGAUGCGCCGGCGUAAACGUAGUUCUUAGGGACCUCGCGUAGCCAAUCUUCAUUUUGAAAUUUCUAGGUUUAACUUGAAUUUAAAGAAAUAUAAAAAAAAACGCUAAUGAUAUAUGACCAAGAUCUCCGAUGGCGCUGUUGUAUGAUAGGUCGAGGCGGUAAAUGUGUAAGAGAAAAUAAUUGGCAUGAUCGCUAGAUCGUCUUGGAGCACGAAGGCAACAAAAACAAGACUCUUGUAGGUAAUUAAAAUAAUUAUAUUAUUAAAAAGUCGAGUUCAAUCUGAUCACGUGUGUGACUGUUCCAUGAGGCAGAAAGUAUAAAUGUUCACUUAUACGAGAAAGAAUAAGAAGAAUCAAGUAAAUCAGAUAUGCGCGUAUAUUAUUAAAAAAUAAAAAAAGAUGGCUGUAGUCAACGGUUUUUUCUCACUCGUAGUACUUACAUUUAAAAAAGAUAACAAAUAAAGUUUAAAACGAUAACUCAAUACGAUUCCUUCAUUUUAUCCCUUCGUCGGUUAAAGAAGUAUGAAAUAAACAAGAAACAAGUCGCAGUCAUACUCGUAAACGCGCGACGGUCUUCAUUUACGGAUUUCGAGAUAUAAUAACAUGAAAAAAAUCGUUCGCGUGCAUUCUACUUUUGUUUCUACUUAUGAUAAAAGAGUUGAUUGACAUAAAGAGAAAUACGUGGCCAAACGUUCGAAGUUAUAAUUAACAAAAGACGACGUUACAAACUAUACAUUCGAGAUAUACGGGAAAUACAAGGAUUAAUCGAUGCGAGGGACUUUGAAAAGACGUAAAAUAAUAAUAAUAAUACUAUAAUAACAAAGAAUCGCAUUAAUAUCCAAACUCGCCAAUUCGUCGAAUCGAUCAUCUGUAGGUCUCCAUUAUGUAUACUCGUAAUCUAACAAACGAAAUGACGCGAACUAUGAUAUAAUUACGUUAUGAUAAAAA